AUCAAAUCGUAUAUGGCGUUUCAAUGAUAUUACCUUCCCUACCUUGACCAUAUUGGACAGAAUGACAUACAAAGCGAUCGUGGUACGAAAAUAAUACACAAAAGGUAAAUAAAGUAAAACGACACUUUCAACUUCAUACGAUAGGCCUUAUCGAUUAAGUCUUGCCUAGGUCGGUGCGUUCCAUGCAGAAUUACUCACGGUGCUUAUAAGAACGUCCAGCAACGUCCAGACAACAUGCCAAUCAAUACGCGGGAAUUACUGGAUGCUGUGGCCAUUCUCACCGACAAACAGUCGAUGCGUGUUACGCUUAAAAGUAGCGCAAAAGGUGCAACCGUUGCAGGAUCGUCCACAUUUGUCGGCGGUUUGCUGGCGGGUCCAGUCGGGUUGUUUGUCGGCGGUGCCGUUGGUGGCCUGAUCGCUUACGUUAUGACGAACAAUCAGUUCAAACCGGUAAGCCACAUCAUUCGACACGAUCUCACGGUGCAGGAGCAGGAGCAGCUAAAACAGCGGAUAGUCGAAGCGUUAUCAGAAUUCCAUCCGACGGAUCUUAUGGUUAUUUUACCGUUGCUCACCGGCAACCUUUCCGCACAGCAAACGGUCGUUGCGACUGUAGUAUCGUUUUUGACUAAUGAAAUGCGUAUGCAAAUCAUUGACUGACGGUGUAAAUUGCGGUAAUCACAGGCUCUUAGUUUGGUGCGUAUAAUGUAAGAUAAGUUUGCCACUAAUUCACAUAGUGCCUUUCGCGUUGUUUAGUCUUACAAGAUUAAAGUUAUAAUAUUGUGAUGGGAUGGUAUAAAAUACGUAAAUAGAACAAAACGCAGUGGGUUUUACAUUGAAUAAAGGUUUGUUUUUUUUU
This is a messenger RNA of Anopheles funestus (African malaria mosquito), 856 nucleotides long. RefSeq names its product protein C19orf12 homolog. The record is from RefSeq and is a predicted model, not a curated record. The transcript is spliced from 2 exons. Bases 235 to 657 code for a protein of 140 amino acids. NCBI's taxonomy places the organism in Eukaryota, Metazoa, Arthropoda, Insecta, Diptera, Culicidae.